GCUGGCUGCUUCGCAGUGACAAGUGAACUUAACUUCCUCUAAGUGCCUCUAGAAGUACAGGGUAGGAUAAUGGAGAAUUACCGACAACCUCUUCUUGUGCUGUGGUUGACUGCAGUGGUAGCGAUGAAUAUACAUGGAAGUAAUGCUGAGGCUGUGGGAGACGACAUCUUGCAGGUGAAGAACUUCACCAGCAAGCUCCAAGUCAUUCCUCAUAAUGACAACAGCUCCAAUGUUACUAAACUGGUGAUUGAGGAGAGCCUGAUCACUCUGAGUGACGAUGACAGACUGGCCCUGGCUAGUUAUCCCACACUGGUAGAGCUCCACCUGGAUGAUAACCAGGUGACCAGUAUACCAGCCAAAUACUUCUCUGUGGUACCAAACCUCAGAGUGCUGUCGCUGACCAGGAACAAAAUCAGCAGCCUGGACCCAGAGUCUUUCUCUGACCUAGAUGUCCUCACCGAGCUGGACCUGUCCCACAACCUGCUGGCCAGUGUCCCUUCACAGCUAUUCAGACAGCUGAAAAAUCUACAGGUGCUGAACCUACAGGACAACCCCUGGAAUUGUUCCUGUCUGCUGCUGAGCAGUAUGGAGGAGAUCAAAGCAGCCGGAGUUACCACAGGGGGGCAACAAGUCACCUGUGCUUCUCCAGAGAAGCAGGCUGGGACGGAUCUUUUGCAGGCUACAGCCAUGUGUUACCCAUCAUCACCCCCAGCUAUCGACACUACAGACCCACAAACAACCACAAAACCAGUCACCCCUCAGCAGUCUUGGGGCUCAUCUACUGUGCUGAAGACCAUUCUGACAUCAAGCCAGAACCGCAACAUCAACAUAGACCCGACACCUGUGCUCGGCAACACAUGGAAGUUCACGGCAUGUGUUAUGGCCUUGGCACUAUGCACCUCCAUGCUCAUUGCAUGUGGCAUGAAGGGCCCCUCCUGGUACAAGCUCUUCCACAACUACCGUCAUCGGCGACUGCGCCAAGAAGAGGACGAGGAGGACACCGUGUCGACAGUCUUCUCAGAGACAGGGAGACACAUGACCCAUCAGACAUUCACCUUUGAGCAAGAGGAUGGGCAGAUAGAGGAGGGAGAGGAAGAUGAGUAUUUUGAGGAUCCAUACAUCAGAAGGGAAGGAGACUUAGGAGAACCAUGACAGAGCAAACAGCAGCUGGUGAGCAAGUGACAAGGUGAGGAGGGGCAACGAGGCAAUCGUCACAAGAGGAAAAUUUGUCACUUGUGUACUUUAAACAGGUGCUAAAUGUAGGACUGCUGUGUGGCACCUAAUGAACAUUGCCUUGAGAUGGCAUAUGUAUAGUACACAUCACCUUAGGUGGAUACCCUGAGGAUGAAUAAAAUCAUUUCACUACUGAUGUUCUAAGCACUGCCAUUCCAGGGGUCACCAAACUAUUGUAACGUUUGAGCUCUUGUUCAGCUAAACCUGGCUCACAUUACAGGAAUUUUGGGCUUACUGAUCCUCGAUCUACCCCACCUGACAACUGGAGGAGAAAUCCGGUCUGGGACCUUAAACGGUACCAAUGUUGAGCCCAGAUUACCUGUUAAUGUGAGAGGUUUACAGAUCCAGUCUUAAACCACCCGAUUAUUUCAAACAUGUUUGAUAUUUGGCACAAAGCAGCUCACGGUGUUGCCAAGCAACAUUUUAAGCCCAGUUCAGACCGAAGAUUCGCGAUGAGAGAAAACUGAGUUAGAACGCUGCAGAGAAAAGUUGCCAUGGUGUGAAAUGGUCGGUCUAAACUUGACUCAAGCUGGACACUCAGCUGGUCAAAUCGCCGGUGGCUGGUUUUAGAACGUAAAGCAUGUCACCUGUUUCGACAGCUAAUCAGCUUGUAGUAAAGUCCGCUGGUCAAGUCAAAUUGACCGCAGAUCGCGUGUUUGCUUGCUGCGACAGGUGCUCCAUCCCCGCUGAGCCCUCUGUUUCCGUCCUCACAGUGUGCCGGUGUCAGACGGUGGGUCGCUGCUGCUGCGUGCUGUAUGUGCUAAUGCCCCCCCCUCACACAUACACAUUUUCACUGACUGAUUAAUUGGUGCUGGUUAUUUAUACUAUGUGGCGUAUUCAUUAUGAAUACAGUAGCCAGUAUCUCACUAUCACUAUCCUCAUUUAUAUUUCAAGAAGCUACAAAUUAUAUUCAGCCACAAAAUAAGCUCUGAAAAGCUGGAAACAGAAGUACAGAGAGUUGUUGACUAGAGAUGAUACACCGUCUCAUCUAGUUGCACUGGUCUGAACCAGCAGGUUUUAGAAUGUUACAGAACGGCGCACUGCAAGUAGCUGUUUGUUUCAACUCAUCUCAUCAUGAAUCUGUGGUCUGAACUGAGCUUUAGAGCUUAUGCUACUGUUGACUGAUUUUAAAAGUGAUAGUUUGAAUCUAACUUUGCUAAAGAAUAAACAACCUGCAUUAACAGUGUCUCCCCAACUGUUUUCUCUUCCAGAUCUGUUUAGCCUUCUGCUUUUGUUUUUCUUCAUGCAAAGCAAUAUUACAGCAAGUUCUCGCUGGCGGUGCGUUCAUGCUCCCUUGUAUGGUGUGUCUGUUGUUCAAAUGUGAAAUACAGCUAACAUUCCAGAAAGACAUGAGCUUGACAUGAAAAUGAUCAGUUUCCUAAAUCAAUCAUUGAUGACACCAAUGCAAACCU
Epinephelus moara (kelp grouper) is the source of this 2645-nucleotide messenger RNA. RefSeq names its product leucine-rich repeat-containing protein 19-like. Gene Ontology annotation, cellular component: plasma membrane. Lineage: Eukaryota; Metazoa; Chordata; Actinopteri; Perciformes; Serranidae. The transcript has 7 exons. Bases 70 to 1152 code for a protein of 360 amino acids. Gene Ontology annotation, molecular function: signaling receptor activity; protein binding. The record is from RefSeq and is a predicted model, not a curated record. Gene Ontology annotation, biological process: interleukin-8 production; positive regulation of non-canonical NF-kappaB signal transduction.